Actinia tenebrosa (Australian red waratah sea anemone) is the source of this 1145-nucleotide messenger RNA. RefSeq lists its product as uncharacterized. The record is from RefSeq and is a predicted model, not a curated record. NCBI's taxonomy places the organism in Eukaryota, Metazoa, Cnidaria, Anthozoa, Actiniaria, Actiniidae.
UAUUUUACGCUGAGAUUCAAAUCGAUAAAGAAAAAGAAAAUAGUAUUCGGUUUGGAUUUUCUUCUGACUGGAUUAUACGGACAAAAAUAAUUAAAAACAAGUACAGUGUGCGGUAAUCCUUUCGCUUUAAACGCUAUUUAAAUACCAGUGAGAGAUUUCAAGCGCACCAUUGUCGACCUAGUCAGAUUGUAACUCUCCAAGCAUAAAAGCUUUCAGACAGAAAAACCAUGAGUAAGAACGCCAGUGUCGGGUUGACAUUCAAGGAUGACAGAGAUAGAGAUUUCACUGAUACAAAUGACGAUCCAAGACAGAAUUGUCGCAUUAUGGCCGUAUAUCAAGGAGGUCAGGUUGAUGGACACUUCCUGAAGUUCCAAAAAAGUACUUUGACUUCAACUGCAAGCAACGAUGACACAAAAGCUUACAUUAGAAUCCAAAGCGCCUUUACAACAGAAGUAUCCGAUAAGUUCUCACUUUGGGUAAUCACUGACCGAGAUUCUCCAACCAAAGCCUUGAAAUUGAAAUCUCAUGACGAUGGUUCAUAUUCCUUCACUGUUGAGGACGAACCAAAGAUUGCACUCCUCGACAGGGUAAGCGAUACCGUGGCUGACCUAGGUGAUUUUCUGUUCAAAAAAUUCUCUUUAGCAGGAACAAGCAAGUUUUACCUUACUUCGUAUACCAAUACUACCGAUGGGAAGUCACUGUUGUUGGCUGUUGAUGGAGAUGGUCACUUACGAAUGGAUAAUCCUCCAACUGUUGACGAAAACGAUCCUGUCUCCGUUGCUAGUGAUGACAAGAACUUAUUCGUUCUUGUCAUAACCUAAAGACAAAGYAAACGUCUUAUCUUUGUUUAUUUUUCUCUAUAUAGAGAUCUAAAUUUGACUUUUUUUCUUUCCCUUGCCAACGAGGAUUUUUCUCCGCGUUUCCUGGUUGGUUAACUUUGUUAACAUGUACUUUAAUAGUUGUCACCGAGGUUAAAUGUUAUGAUUGUUGUUGAUCGAUACAGGAUUUGUGAUAAUAAUAUAAUACUUUCAUAAGUUAAUACAUGUAUUGGUAAAAAUGGGGUAAACUACAAACACUUUGAUAUUUAAUAUACUAAAUAAAAAGGAAAAAAAAAGAAUGAAAUAAAAAGUAUGUUGCAUUACGUA